AUGGCCGAUUCAGACGAUGAGGAUAAAUAUUUAUAUGGAUCGGAUGAAGAAGAGGAAAAUGAUCAACCAGUAACUAAAAAACAAAAAUUAGAAUCAACUAGCACAAGAACUGAAGAGAGUAAUAAAGAUAAAGUAGACACUGAAUACGAACAAUCAAAUAAUGAAAAAAGCAAUGAAGGGAAUGACGAUGACGAAGAAGAUGAAGAUGAAGAAGAAGAUAGUGAAGAAGAAGAUGAAGACGACAUUGAUAUUAUAAUAGGUGAUACAACAACAACAACUACAAAACCAUCCGUUCCAGGUAAUGAUAUACUAUCCGAAAUAGCACAACCCUCAUCAACGACAGGAACUCCACAACCAACAACAUCCACCGUUACAUCCACAUCAAAAAUAGAUAUAAAUUAUAAUCCAGAAUUAGAAGGAAAACCAUUAACUCAAUUAGAUUUAGAAAUUUUUAAAUUAAAACCAUGGAGAAAACCAGGUACUGAUAUAUCAGAUUAUUUUAAUUUUGGAUUUGAUGAAUUAACUUGGAAUGCUUAUUGUCAUAAACAAGAUAAAUUAAGAGGUGAAUUUAAUCCACAAAAAAUUUUAGCAAAUAUAAUGAAAGGUCCUGGAACUAUAGAACAAGAAAAUAAAAACUUAAAUAUCAAUAAUACUACUACUAAUACUAAUAAUCAAAUACCACCGCCACCAAUGAAUAUGUUCCCACCAAAUAUGCAACUACCACCAGGGAUGCAAUUACCUCCUGGAAUGCAAAUGCCUCCAAUGAAUAUGAAUAUGUUUCCUCCUGGUAUGCAAUUACCUCCUGGAAUGCAGUUACCACCUGGAAUGCAAAUGCCACCAGGUAUGCCUGGAUUUUCCCCACCUCCACCACCGAAAUAA
Messenger RNA from Lodderomyces jiufengensis, 879 nucleotides. Its product is annotated as cleavage polyadenylation factor subunit. NCBI's taxonomy places the organism in Eukaryota, Fungi, Ascomycota, Pichiomycetes, Serinales, Debaryomycetaceae. The record is from RefSeq and is a predicted model, not a curated record. Gene Ontology annotation, molecular function: RNA binding. Bases 1 to 879 code for a protein of 292 amino acids. Gene Ontology annotation, cellular component: mRNA cleavage and polyadenylation specificity factor complex. The transcript has a single exon.